Molecule: messenger RNA, 1259 nt
Organism: Manduca sexta (tobacco hornworm)
Lineage: Eukaryota; Metazoa; Arthropoda; Insecta; Lepidoptera; Sphingidae
Gene: MHF2
Product: centromere protein X
Exons: 3
Coding region: 178-474 (98 amino acids)
Biological process (GO): kinetochore assembly; replication fork processing; DNA repair
Cellular component (GO): FANCM-MHF complex; Fanconi anaemia nuclear complex
Molecular function (GO): protein heterodimerization activity
Source: RefSeq, a predicted model, not a curated record
CAACGGCUGUCAAUCUGUCAAAUGAUAAAUGUCAAACGGUCCACAUAUUGCAAAAUAUUGCGUUAACUGUUUUGGUGUUUUGCCCAAACACCAUUCAUAAUACUACAGAAACUUAUUCUGAAAAUAUAUUUGUUGUUCUGCUAAGUCUUCAAAACAAUAGUUGAGAAUAUCUUCAAAAUGGCCCGCAAUAGUAACGAAAAAGGAGAAGACAGCGUCGAUCCUGCGGCCGUCGUCUCCAAUGUAAAAAGUACAUUUAAAAAGGAAAUAAUAAAAGAGCUAUUAAAUGGUUCGUUCCAAGACAACAAGAUGAAGCUGGGCAAUGAUGCAUUGCUGCUGGUGGUGGAAGUGGCCAAGUGCCUCGUCACUGAAACCUGUUUGCGAGCUUCAACACAUGCCCUGCAAGAAGGCUGCGAGAAAGUAGACAUUGAGCAUAUUGAAAAGUGCCUCCCACAGUUGAUGUUGGACUUCCCAUAGACAGCAAAUUGGGGAACAAAUGAGGAUUAUAUUCAAAAAGAUUUAUUUCUGGAUGUUUAUUGAUGACUUCUGUACUCACAACCAAUAGCUGAUACAUUAAAUCCUUUAAUACAAAUUGAUCUCAAUAAAAAUGUAUAUUCUGUAAUUUAAGAUAAAAUGUGGAAAAAUAUAGUGCCAAUGAAUUAUAUUCUAUAAAAGGACAUCAUUAUAAACUAUAGCUUAUAAUGACCAGGAUGAGAGGAGAUGCAGUUGUUAUGAAGAAAGAGAGAGUUUUAAGUUCAAAUGCCAAGAUUAAGUAUUGAUGGGAGAGCUUCAGGAAUUCUGUUCUACCGAAUAUCUCACUAGUAUAAAUAUACAUUAUGUAAACACCUGCAAAGAUGUUAUAAGUAAACAUGGAAACUUCUUAAUGGAUUUAGAUGAAAUUUUGCAGACAUGCCAUGUCCUAGAUAUAGGAUAUUUUACACAAAGAACAUCACAAGACUUUCAUUACAGUAAAAGUUUUUAACAUGGAUGAAAUAAAUGGAAUUGGCUCUUUAUAGUUACUUACAACACAUUUUCAAACUGUAGAAAUGUUGCAAGUUGUUCUAAGUACAGUAUUCAUCCAAAGUUGAUAGUCUUUAUAGAUAUAUCAAAAAUAAUGUGCAAAACGAUUAGAAAUAUGUUCAAGGAUGUGGAGCAUGUGCAAAAAUAUUCUAAGCCAAAAUAAUUUGUGUACCUAUUUUGGAUUGUAAGUUAUUGCAUCCACUAUAUUUGUUAAAUUGUUGAAAUAUAUUAUUUUCCUGUAA